UUCCAGCGUCAUUUCAUCCCUACGUACACAUCAGGGCUGUCCAAACUGCAGCCCGAGGGCCUUUUGUGCCGCACGGCUGUUUUUUUUUUUAUUGGCCCGCGGCACAUUCUAAAAAUACAAUUUAACAAGAUUUUAUUUUAAAAAGCAAUUUAAAAUCAGCAGUAAUUUUACAAGAAUAAAGUCAAAAUAUUAAGACAAAGUUGUAAUGAAGAAUAAUGUAACAUUAUGAGGGGAAAUGAACAUUUUAGUAGCGGAAAGUUGAAAUAUUCAGCAUUUUUUUAAGGUCAUAUGAGAAACAAAGCAAAAUGUAAUUUUUGGAAAAUUGUGUUGGGCAAAAGUUACAUUAUGAUGGCAGCAAAGUAAAAAAAAAAAAAAAGGUCGAAAUAGUUGGAAAAGUAAAAAAAAACCCAGCUAAUUUUACAAGAAUAAAGUAAAAAAAAAGUCAAAGGAAAAAUGUUAUUUUAGUAGUAGAGUUGAAAUAUUAAAUUUUUUUUUUCAGUCAUGAGAAACAUUUAAAUUUAAAAUGACCUUUGAGAAGUUACACAGUAAUGUUAUGGCAAAGUCAUAUUACCAAAGAAAAUAUCUAAGAUGCAUGUUGAAAUAUUUGAAAAAUAACAGCAAAAAUGGGAGGAAAAAAGCGAGAAGUUUUUUCACUUUUUUCACCUACAGUAUACCACAAAGCUGAGAUGAGGUGUUUUUCUUGAAAUAUAUCACUUCUUGGCACAUCUGCUGCUUUACAAAAUGUCAAAGUAGCCCUUGCAUCCUUUGUGUGGCUCCCCAAAGAACUGUCUUGGUAAUAGUGCCAUCCCUUGGAGGUCCUGUGAACUGGUCCUUUUGUGGCCUCCCUGACACAUGGUCAUGCAGCUGCUGACAUUAUCUGUUACAUGGAAAAGACGAUAGGCUUUGGUGUCACAGGGAAUGGCAUGCAGGCUAUGCGCGCCAUUCCAUGUCAGGCCUGCGCUUUGCUCUUACAUAUGUACCACGGGGAACAUGCUGAGAUCUUUAGGAAUAAUGCUACAAUGGACAGCUGAGAAUGGGUUGAGGGGUGGGGGCUUCAGGUGCAGGUGAUGUGUCAUUGUGGAGGAUCCAUGGAUGUGUUUUGGUGAAGUUGUUGAAGGCUGCACGAGAAAAAGUGCCACUGCAAGAGCCCUGUCAUUGCUCUCCAGUGACAAGCGGGCCUGUUUUUACACCUUCUUUCUAAAUAAGGAAGCAGCCUGACAGACAUAUGACCACCCACCCAAUUUGGGAGCAGCCUGAGUGCCCCCCACUCCCCCACCUCUUCCCAGGCCUGACAAGACAUUGAAGCCUCCAUGCAGAGUUAGUGCUCCCCUGCCGCCAUCAGUGAGGAUGCUGGGCCCGGCCUGAGAGUCUUUCUUCUUGCUUCUGCUGCACGCCGGAGGAUUUCUUCCAGGUCUUCUUGGAGAGAGAGCAAGUGCGUGUGUGAGGGGAGAGAGAGAGGCGUGGAGGAGCUGCAAAACAUGGUAAUCACCAGCAGCAGCACCAGCACCAUCACCUCCAGCGUCUCCUCUCCUCCUCUGCACCGGGGCUUGCGUUUCAUGCCCUGCACGGCCCUCAUCUGCGCUCCAGAAAUAACCCUGAGCCAGCAUGCCGACGGGAGAAAAACAAGAAGAGCGGUAUUUUUAGCCUCAUUAAUUUGGACCACGUGGUCUGAAGGUAAACCGGAUGGCCGGAGCUCACAGGCUCCUCGUCAGUAUGUCCUGCGAGGCCGGCGGCACGCCGCACCGGACGCUGACCGCGGCGGUUCUCUUGAGCCUGCUGCUGGGCUUCGUGUCGGCGCACCCGCUGCCGAGCGGCCGGACGAACGCCACCUUGCUGGAGAAGCGAUGGGAGACGCUCUUCUCCCGCUCCGUGCUCGGGAUCUCCGGGGAGAAGCCGGAGCUCAACUGGGAGAGUGACUACCUGCUGGGCAUCAAGAGGGUGCGGAGGCUCUACUGCAACGUGGGCAUCGGCUUCCACCUCCAGAUCCUCCCCGAUGGAAGGAUCAACGGUGUGCACCAUGAGAACCAGUACAGUCUGAUUGAGAUCUCCACAGUGGAGAGAGGAGUGGUGAGCCUGUAUGGAGUCAAGAGUGACUUGUAUGUCGCCAUGAACAGACGAGGGAGGUUGUAUGGGACGACAGUUUUCCACGACGAAUGCAAGUUCCAAGAGCGGCUUCUCCCCAACAACUACAACGCCUACGAGUCGCUGGCGUACAGAGGCUCCUUCGUGGCACUCAGCAAGCACGGCCGCGUGAAAAGGGGCAACAAGGCCACCACGGCCAUGACUGUAACGCACUUCCUCCCCCGAAUAUGACCCUGAGCAAAGACUGGCAAUAACACUCUUAUUUGCACAUGUGGAUUCUUUCCCAGGUAACUUCAACACCGUAUACAUACUGUACAUCCAAAAACGAAACAGAACGGACUGUCAUAGAAAGAAUAUGUGAUAGUAUUUAUUCAGACUUUAUAUGUAUAUUUGGGUAGCUUACUUUGUAUUAGAAAUGAUGAAAUGCCUUUCUUUGCUGCUUUUUGUUGGGAUUGACACCAAUUUGUGAUGGGGAUAGAGAGAGGCUUCAAUGGUCCCCUCAGUUUUGACUGUAUGGGUGCUUGCUGAAGUCCAUGCAGUGCUUGCCCUGUCAGCUCGUGAUAGUUGUAUUACCUCAAAGCACCGAAAUCCUGAGGUGACGAAACUGAAAAAUAUACAUGCAUGAAACUACUACAGAGUAUAAAAAAAACAAAACAAAACAAAACAAAACAAAAGCCUGUGAACUGAUGACGUUUUUGUUGUGCACCAUCUUUGUUUGCUGGAGCUUGUCUCUCUGACAGGGCAACCAAAGCACUUGCAAAUAUGGCGGUGGUUGUUCUUGCUUUGUCAUGAGGUAGCGGUGCCUUGAAUUCCUAUUGUGCCCCCCCCCCCACACACACACACUACCCGCUCCCCCCCUUGCAUGCGAGAAACGUUGGUGCUCGAGUCAGAAAUAGGAAUGAGACAAGUCAUCACUCCCUCAGACACCACCGCUGGGUCUUUAGCCCCAUUCCUGGGGGGGCCAGACGUUUCCCCGCUCAGUCCCCCCCGGAAUUAGAUAAAGAAAGUUACGUUACUGCGGACGUGAUGCAGUGAAGUCUUUUGUUCAUACGUCACUACUUAAAGAGAGCACUCGGGCCCCGAAGGGAGCUUUGACAAUCCCACAAAUAAGUUUAUCAGGCCGGACUGACUGACUGACUGAGUGUGUGCGUGUGUGUGUGUGUGUGUGUGUGUGUGGUCAUGGCAUACUUACAAGUGUGAACAAAACUAUUUUUCACUCAGCGUGGUGCAUUUGGACAAAAAGUGACAAUGGGAGCUCUUUUGUUGUGGCACUUAAAAGUCUUCAUGCAGGAAGUAGUGGUGUGGAUGCUACUGCUGUUUAGUCAGUUCACUGUUAAUGAGGGUCUGCUUUGAAGGACAUCAGGAUUCUACACUUCAGGUACCUCAGUCUCUCGCUUUUUAGACUGUGUUUAUUGUGGAUGGAAGUAUUUAUGCAAAUUGGUCAGAGAGGAUGUAGCAGACUUUGCUUGAAUGCAACACUUUGAAAUACUGUGUGAUCCAGUGCGGGGACGGGACGGGGCAGAGGUUGAUGCACUGAGGUGGACUUAUAAGGGACUGUGCAUGCGGCCGCCAUUGUUGCUUUAACUUGGCGAGGAUGCCAAUAAUGUGGGCUAACAUAGCUGAGCCACCAUGCACAAGUGGGCCCCAUCCAUCAGAGCCAUUUGUGUACCAAGGCUGGAGGUGCUGACGUUUCAGUGUCUGGUUACUGACGUUUAGGUGUUUUCUUCUUUCGACCUUGGUCUUUGAUCAAGACGACAAGGUGCUCUCGUGUUCUCUCGUGUGCAAUGAAGCAAGCUUGUCACGACGUAUUUUUGAUGCUGCUGAAACGAGGUGCGAUCGAUGUUAACUUUUAGUGCAGUGGAACCCCAAAGUUCAACGGUUUGCCCGUCAAAACAUUCGUAAUUCAAACUUAAUUUUGAAGAAAACCGUGCUUCUAAAGUUCCAUCUUGUCCUAUGAGACCUCAGUGCACUGAACAUAUAUUCUCUGCUUUUUCUUGAGCUUUUUUUCUGAUAUGUGAUGAUGACCAUUGUGACCGCAGUGAUGUCCAUCCGAGCAGACGCUGACUCAGCUAUGUUUUUAUAUAUUUUUUUCAAACAGUGCGUGUCACACAGCUAGUUAAACAUUAGCCUAUCAGAAAAGCCAUUCAUUGCUGUCUUCAUCUUCCUCCUCCACACUAAAACCACUGGUCGUCCUCUUCAGUGUCGGAAUAGAACAGCCUCAUAAUUCCUUCAUCACACAUUUUGUCAGUUCCUCGCUUUCGUUGUUGUCACUUUCGUCUCAAGGCAAAUUAGCCCUUGAGCUUGUGCUAUCCUCUUCAUCACACAGAAGUUCGACCUUUUGAAACCUGCUGGUGAUAGUGAAUUUUUCGACACUGCUCCACGAUGUCAGGAUCCACUGAGAAAACGCCUUUAACUUGAAAGCUGCAUAUGCAUUUCUUUGUGCGUUUUCCAUGAUGGGGGUGUUUACAUGAAACGCAACAUGGCUGUUCUGAAGUAUAUGAGAUGUCGUGAGAUUAGAACGUGACCAUAAAUUAGCCGCAUUGCUGUAUAAGAUGCAGGGUUCAAAGCGUAGCGGCUUAUACACCGGAAAUUAUGGUACUAUUACAGUGGAACCUGUUUUAAGAUGGUCCCAUUUAUGUCGACAACCCAUCUAUGUGGACCAACCGCUCAAUUCAAACUACGUUUCUCUUGUUACUAAAAAGUUAGACUGCUUUUAUUAACAUAAAAUUUUAGACCCAAAGCGGUCAUUUCUAUGUCGACGAGUGUCAUCAUUACUCUACCGCUCACGUGUUUUUUGCAAAAGCAGAUUUGUGUUCAUGUGCGAUCAAUGUGCAAGCAAUGGCUAGUUCCGGUUAUGUCGACAAAUGCUUAUGUCCUCUUUGAGCAUGUGUAAAUAAAAGCCCAUGGCCACGAUAUGAGGAAACACUUCUUGUUUAACAGUGAUGAACUUAUUUUUACAUUUGUGAGGCACACUUGUGUUCUCUUGAACAGAUCUUUUCUUUUUUUUACGGUGGAAUCUUGGAUAGCGUCAUAAAUUUGUUCCAUGAGGUCUGACUCUAACCAAAACGGAUGUUAAACGAAUCCAUUUUUCCCAUAAGAAAUCAUGUAAAUCCAAUGAAUCCGUUCCAAAAAGCCAACAAUGUAACACGCACACACAAAAAAACAAUUUAAAAUGUGUAUAAAUACAUAAAAAUGAUGAAUGAAAGGGAUAAAUGGGAAAAUGGGAAGGUGGUGGUGGUGGUGCCACACCGUGACUUUGAGAAGAGUCACGUCUUCAAUGAAGGUAAAAGAAACCUUAAAUGCUUAUUUAUUUUAUUUAUUUAAAGUGUUUUGUGUUAACCGCCGAUGACAUCAUAACAUAGCUUACUUCCAUUUCUGGUUGCCAUUUUGUUUAGCUAGCAAAUAGCUAACAGGGAAGGAUGUUUUGCGUAGGGAUGUCCCAAUCCACAUUUUUUGGCUUCCUAUCCGAUACGAUUUUUAAAAUAGUUUUGCCGAUCCAAUCGGGUACCGAUCUUCAAAGCAACGGCCCCUGGUAUAAACAGCCAGCGGUUUCUUCCCGUGUGAGCUCCCCGCACCAUGACACAGCAGUCCGGACACAGUGGGGGGGAACUACCGCUGUAGCUAUGGAGCCCAAUAUCCAACGUCUAACGUGAAACUAACUUUCCGCGAACAUGUAUGCAUGGCGGUGUUGCGUUUUCUUCUUCUUGCGGGUGGCGGGAGUCGAGUGGUAACCAGCUUUGAGGCAAAUCACCCCACCUACCGUGUUGGAAUGUGGCCCAGAGUUAUGAACGGCAAUCAGAUCGGCCCAAUGUCGUGGCGGAAUCCGAUUUUAUCGGAUCUUCAAAAUACAGUGGAUCGGCAGCCGAUCCCGAUCCUGAAGAUCGGAUGGGGACAUCCCUAUUUUUGUGGUUUAAAAAAAAAUGCAUUAAGAACACGGUUGGACUCAUGCAGUGUAUUAACAACACGACAAGGUGUACGCUAACCGGAGACAGCAUGCAAACCGAGGCGAAAUUGUUGCGUACAUUUUCAGCAUUAACCGAAAAACACGCUAACCGAGGUUCCACUGUAGGUUUUAUGGUAAAAACUGAAAGAAAUGAAUAAGCAAAGGUGAUCCGGAAUGGACUGUUAUUGACUUUAGAGGUUCCACUGUACUCUGAAUUGUCCGACUUAGAUCUAAGUAGCAAACUAUGAACUAUCAACUGUGUUUUGAAGUAGUCAUCUUUUACCUCAUACGCCGUUUGAAUGUAACAUGCUGUGAGCGGUGGAUUCGGCUCCUGCUCGUGUUUAGUAGCAGAGAUGACUACUACGGCACCUUUAAGGCGAGCGUGGCCAUGCCAGCGCAUGCACGAGUUGCUGGGUUUGUGCCAAAGUGACAGUAGAGGCCAUAUCAAUUGAGCUUGAGUCAGGAAUAACAGGGCAUCGUGAAGGCAAGACAUGGGGGGUAACGCAAGAGUUCGUGGUAGGUAAUGUAAGUAGCUUCCAGGAAGGUUGGCUAGUUAAACACACUGAAUACUGUGAUCCAAGAGAGGCUGAGGAUGUUAAACUGUGAGUAUUAUCACCACUGAUAAAGCUAAAUGUUGGAGGAGUCUAUCACCAUUAUUGUAUUAUUCAUUUUGCCUUUAAAACCCAAUCAGCUGUAGCUUCCCCCCCCCCCUUGAAAUGACUGUGUCUGUGCAAAACUACUAAAAAAAACACUUGCAGUGCAAUGUAGUCAUCAGGGGACAAAUCCCAUCCAAGCAAGCCAAAUUUAAAAGCACUUGUUUUCGGUGGCAAUACUUUCUUGUUUUUGUUAUGGUGUGUCUCACUGUCAGCACAAUGAAGUGAUGGUUGGAGUGUCAAACUGGCAAAAGCAGGAGAAUAACAUGUUAUUAUUAGCAGUGGUGUUGCAUCUAAAGCAACUUUGGCGUCUCAAAGGACGAGAAAGUCUGUCCUGCGUUGCAUGAUAUUGUUUUGAGGCAGACUUUUUUGUGCAGUUUUGCAGUAACUGCGAGAAAGUACUUUGUGGUAAGAAAAAUCACCUCCCCACUUCUUUAAUUCCCUGUUAUUAUAUGCACAAGGAAUUCUGAAUGCUCCCUUUGGAAUAUGCACCCAAAUGUCAGAAUUUUGUCAUCUUGCUGAUCAUCAGCUGCUUUCAACGAUUUAUGUUGGUUCGCAGGGAUCUCAUGUGAGUGAAUGGAUCUGGGAUCAGGCGUGUGCGUGUGCGUGUGUUGUGUGUCCCUGUGUGCCAGCAGCCUUUAUGUUUUCCUCUCAGUUUUCUAUUCCUGCACUGAGGGGAGUGUGCUUCCUCUUGAGUCCCCCUCCUCUUUUUGAACAUAUACCUCACCUUCUGCCUUAGUUCCGAUUAUUGAAAUGAUUGUAAAUUAGUUUGAAACAACAGACUUCUUCAAUCAUUUGUUUCUGAAAAAAAAAAUGACUAGUACGUAAAAAAAAAAAAAUACUAUAUUACAAAUGGGUUUCCUUUUAUUUUUGUACGUAUGUGCUGUGCACAGCAGUCAACUGUAUUCCUGAAAUGAUAAUAAAAGAGAUUUUGUAAAAGCUGUUGUGAUGCCUUCAAGUUCCAUGUUUAAAACGACACGGGAGGUCAAGAAAGAGAGCCGAGUUACACUUUAAAUACACCUGACACAAGAAAGCAACCGUGUGGUCAAUUUAUGCACUUCAACUAUUAAUGA
Messenger RNA from Dunckerocampus dactyliophorus (ringed pipefish), 7751 nucleotides. RefSeq names its product fibroblast growth factor 4B-like. Gene Ontology annotation, cellular component: cytoplasm. The record is from RefSeq and is a predicted model, not a curated record. Gene Ontology annotation, molecular function: fibroblast growth factor receptor binding; growth factor activity. The coding region runs from base 1684 to 2313 and encodes 209 amino acids. NCBI's taxonomy places the organism in Eukaryota, Metazoa, Chordata, Actinopteri, Syngnathiformes, Syngnathidae. The transcript is spliced from 3 exons. Gene Ontology annotation, biological process: animal organ morphogenesis; regulation of cell migration; positive regulation of cell population proliferation.